Myiozetetes cayanensis is the source of this 4674-nucleotide messenger RNA. It is a transcript of the gene DNAJB4, whose product is annotated as DnaJ heat shock protein family (Hsp40) member B4. Gene Ontology annotation, cellular component: cytosol. The transcript is spliced from 4 exons. NCBI's taxonomy places the organism in Eukaryota, Metazoa, Chordata, Aves, Passeriformes, Tyrannidae. The record is from RefSeq and is a predicted model, not a curated record. The coding region runs from base 209 to 1228 and encodes 339 amino acids. Gene Ontology annotation, molecular function: protein-folding chaperone binding.
GGGGGAGCGGUGAGGGGCGCGGCGCUGCCGGAGCUGCGCGCGGGUCUCGCGUGGGUUGGUUUGGAGCGCGGGGGCGCGCGCGGGCAGUGCCGGGAGCGCGCAGGGGCCGGGCCAGGGCGGCGGCGCUCGCGUCUCCACCUUGCCGAGAAGACACUGGACGCUGCUUUCUUUGUAGCAGGGGAAAAUCUGAGCUCCUCCGCCGCUCAGGAUGGGGAAAGAUUAUUAUUCUAUCCUGGGGAUCGAGAAAGGGGCUUCUGACGAGGAUAUCAAAAAGGCUUACAGAAAACAAGCCCUGAAAUGGCAUCCGGACAAGAACAAAUCUCCCCACGCAGAAGAAAAAUUCAAGGAGGUUGCAGAAGCUUACGAAGUGCUGAGUGAUCCCAAAAAGAGAGACAUUUAUGAUCAGUUUGGGGAGGAAGGUCUGAAAGGAGGAGCUGGAGGAUCCGAUGGACAGGGCGGUACCUUCCGGUACUCCUUCCACGGCGACCCCCACGCCACGUUUGCGGCUUUCUUCGGUGGCACAAACCCCUUCGAGAUCUUCUUUGGGAGGAGGAUGCCCGGUGGCAGAGACACUGAAGACAUGGAGGUGGACGGUGACCCCUUUGGAUCCUUCACCACCUUCAGCAUGAACGGCUUCCCGAGGGAAAGGAAUACAGUCGGCAGCCAGGUCCGCCGUAAACAGGAUCCGCCCGUGAUCCACGAACUCAAAGUGUCCCUGGAGGAGAUUUACCACGGCUGCACCAAGAGGAUGAGGAUCUCCCGCAAAAGGCUCAACCCCGACGGCAGAAGUGUCCGAACAGAGGACAAAAUCCUCACCAUCGAGAUAAAAAGAGGGUGGAAAGAAGGCACCAAAAUCACUUUCCCCAAAGAAGGCGACGAAACCCCCAACACGAUUCCCGCCGAUAUUGUUUUUAUCAUUAAGGAUAAACCUCACUCUCAUUUCAAGAGAGAUGGAUCAAACAUUGUCUAUCCUGUUAAGAUCAGUUUAAGGGAGGCUUUGUGUGGCAGCUCGUUCAACGUGCCGACGAUAGAAGGAAGAACCAUCCCCAUGACGGUAAACGAAGUGGUAAAGCCCGGCAUGAGAAGGAGGAUUAUAGGAUAUGGUUUGCCAUUCCCCAAAAAUCCCGACCAACGUGGAGACUUAAUUAUAGAGUUUGAAGUCGUUUUCCCAGAUAACAUUUCUCCAGCCUCAAAAGAAGUGCUUAGGCGAAAUCUUCCCGUUUCGUAAAGUGCAGGACUGUGUUUGUCAACAGAUUAAAAAUAGGACACUGGAAAUGCAGAAGACUGGCAAGUCUGUGCUUUUUAAAAGUGCAAUCUGUAACAACUAGUGGAAUCUUUGUUUUUUUUGUUUUGUUUUGUUUUAUGGGAUGGGUGGGGGGGAGUACUGUAAUGCUGCAUGAGAAGAAAAGGGUUCAAGUACAAGUCAUACAGGUGAAAAUUCUGCAGUAAAAUUUACAGGGAAAACCACUCCUUUUGUUUUACAUCUUCCUAAUCAGCAAAAUUUAUUCAUUAUUUUGCUUACUAUAAAAUGCAGUAAUUUUUUUACAAUAUUUCUGAUACAGUACUUGAGCCUCCAAGUACUUUAUUUCUUAUAUCCUUACCCUGUCUAUAACAUUACACAUUUAUACAGAAGUUGGAGAUAGUACUAGAAAUACACAGAUAUAUAAAUAUUGAAAAGAGCAAAACAUGAAAGAGAUCAUUUGAGUUUGUUGCCUUCCACUGCACAAAGCAGAGGCUGGCAAAAUCAGGUUGGACUCCUGAACCAAUCCCCCAGUGCCACGAAAGCAUUCUCCCUGUUGUCCCAGAAAUGUCAGCACUGCACUGUGAGCACAGGGCACGUGGAAUUCCAGGCCCCUGAGACCAGAGGGCAAGUCUGGAACCCUGGCAGUGCAGGACCAAGUUGGGGUGCACUGGAACUGGAAGUCUGUGAGCUGACAGGUUGCACCCAAGCGUUGAGGGAAAUGCCACUGCAAGGCCACUCUUACUUAUCUUUGGUCAUGGAGAUGGAAAGAUGUUCCAGUAAGAGAGAAAAUAUCACUUUUCAAGAGGAACAAGAAGGAAGUUAAUCAGUUUCACCUCAAACCAUGGUAAUGUGAUGGAAAAAAUCCCCCUGGAAUGCAUUUCCAGCAGGUGAUCAGGAACGUUCAGCACCGCUGUACAGUGGGGAAAUGUUGCUUGACCAGUCUCAUUGCCAUCUCCAGUGAGCUUUGGGGAUGUCAGGAGAACAGUCCGUGGUGUUUGCCUUUUACAUCUGCAGGCAGGCUGAUGAAGUACAGGUCAGGUGAAGUGGAAAGUGAGGUGGAUUUAAAAGCUGGCCAGAUGAGUGGGCACAAAGUGCAGAUGGAGGCAAGUCAGUACUGGUGUCCCCAGUGACUCAGGACUGGGGCCAGGACUACUCAGCAUCAUUAACCACCUGAAUUACGGGAUGGAGUUUCCAAAUCAUAUGAAACGUGGGAGGAGUGGCUGAUGUACUGCCUUUCUGAGGGACCCCAGCAGGCUGGAGAGCUGGACAGAGGAUUCUCACCAAGUCCAGCGAAGGGGAAUGCAGCUGACCAACAAACUGACUGUGAGCCAGCACUGCAGCCUUGUGGCAACAAAGGCCAGAGCUCUGCUAGCAGAUGGAGGGAGAUGAUCUCUGGCAGCCCUGAUGAGGACACAGCUCGAGUACUGGACCCCCCAGCCCUUGGAAGAUACAAAUUUGGUGGAGUGGCUCUAGCAAAGGAUCAUCCAUGAGAGGCUGAGCUGGAGCUCUGAGCCUGGGGGAGAUCUUGGUACCCGAUGUGAGAGGAUGAAGGUGGAGGAGCCAGGCUCUGCUCAGUAGCUCUCAGUGACAGGGGGAUUCCAUCUGAAAUACAAGGGAACACCUUUCUGCUGUGAGGAUGGUGAGGAGUUGCCAUCCCUGCAGAUACUCAAAGCCUGAGUGGAGAUGUUCCUGGGCAGCCUGCUCCAGCUGGGCAUGCACGAGCAGGGGUGCUGCACUACCUAAUGCCAAGGGGUUUCUGCCAUCCUAAACCGUUCUGUGAACUUGGCCUUGGCACUUUUCUCCAGCCAGCGCUCUGAGCCACGUUCUGCAGAGGAGGCCUGGCCCAAAGGUGGGGGGUACUGGUGACAGUGGCCUGGGGAGCAGCUCUGUGCUGCAGUGGAAAGCUGCACAAAGGACCCUCUGAAAGCAUUUGGCUAGGGCAGGUGGGCAGAGAUCAUGCUGAGCUUAAGCAUUCGUUAUUUUCAGAGGCCAAAUUGUACUCCCACAUGAAGAAGAAGGAAGAGCCCAGUUCCUAAGGAAAGUUUGCUUAAAACACAAAGUGGGAUAGGGGUUGCCCAUAAACUUUCAUAACUGAGUCUUUUUUUGAAUCCAAACAUGAGUUAGUUGUCUUUAGAGUUUAAAAGAUGCAGAGAGAGAUGGAGAGCCCUCUGGAAUAGUCUAGUUUUAUAAUACAGUAAUAGGGCUGGUUCCCUUGAUUGUGGCAUGGUAUUGGGGAAAGAAAUGCCUUGUGGGCAUGCUUUAUUACUUGAGUUUAAAACCAGAAUACAGUGCUUUAACAAUACUUUCAAAGGGGUUUUUGUUGUUGUUGUUUUGUUGGUUUUUUUCAUAAGAAAAUACGUAAGAUUUGCUGUCAGCCUUUUGCCUGUGGAAAUUUAGAAGCUACCUGCUGUCUUAGGUAGCCUAAGAAAUAGCAGUGUUACAGAUGUGAUUCUCUGCGGGAGAGUAAAUCAGAUGGAAGCUGGGAUUUAAUUUACAAUAACUGUUUAACGAGCACAAGAAGCAUCCCAUUUCUGUUACUCAGAGGAAUAGAAUUCCUGGGAGAUAUUGUUCAAAUCAAAUUUUUUGACUGCAGUAUCAGUUGUAGCUCUAAAUCCUACAGGGAUUAAACAAUUGCUGGAGCAGUAUCAUCACAAAUUAAAAAAAAAAAAAAAAUUGCUGCUUAGUGCUUCUGCAUAUUGUCAACACUAUAUAUUGUUUGUUCCCCAAAUUUCCAUUUCAGCGUGUUCCGUAUUGCAUUUCUUACCGUGGUUUUUAAGUAAAAAGUGUAAAGUUGGGUUUUUAACAUUCUCUUCUGUUUUGUUACGAUGGCAAAUGCUACAGGCGACACGACUUCACAAGCAUAUCAUCCUAAAAUACCUGUUUGUCAGUUCAAGAGCUAAUAGAACCGAGCAUUUUGUAAUCCAGGAUCUUGUAAUGAUAGUCCAACUUGUAAAAAAAAAAGUUACAGCAACUAGGACUAUUUUUUGUAACUAUCUUCAGGCGAGGGGAGUAGUGUUACAUUGAAGAAUUGCAGUAUCUUGUGUAUUUAGAGGUGUAUAUAGAUUAUAUAUAUAUAUAUGUAUAGCAAACUAAACUUUUCCAACUGUUUUCAAGCUCAAAGUAUAAAACUUCUAGGACUGGUAUGAAAUAAAUGCUUGUAUUUCUUUUCUUAUGGAGAGUUGACAAAGUAUAUAUUUCAGAAAACAGCAUGUAGAAUUACUUCCAAAUCUGAGAGGAAGCAUUAAUAUCUAUCUAAUCCAGGAUUCACAAAAAAAAAAAUAUUUUUCUAAUCAAAAAUGUGCUUAAAAGCUAUGUUUUAAAACCCAUUUGAUUAUUUAAUAAAGGCAACUUGGGAGAAGGAAGCAAAUACUCAGUCACCUACUAUAUUUGUAACUCCUGAAAUACAUGGAAAUAAAAUGGUCGUUCAUGAA